AGUUCGGUUCAGUGCCUCGUCUCGAGAGAUUCGGACUCGCCGGUGCUGUGUGCGCGAUGCGUUGUUCGCGUCGUCGGACUGAUACUGACGCAACGGGAAAUCAGUGCUCCGUUGCAAGGACUAGCGCGUGACCAUCAGGUGCGACAGUAUACACGAGCUGUGCUGUAUCCCGCGUUGAUGACAACCCCGGAGGAUCAUAGUGUGGCAAAAGGAGUAGCACAGCAGGACAGCAGAGAUGCCGGUGGCUUUGAAAUUCCUGCGGAUUACGUAACCAACUCGGACCGGCGAUACUAUGCCGGAUGGGCAUAAGGAAGUCCUUCAUCGCUGAGCCGCGAGACGCCGACGUUUAACAGCGAGAGAAGACUAUAGAUACAGGAAAAAGAGAGGAAGAUGACGGUCUCGUAUACGGCAGAAGUCGCCACUUGCCGAGGCUUCGGCUGCUUCUUGAAGCUCUUGAUAAGAUGGAAGGCGAGUGUCUACAAGCUGAUAUGGACGGACAUGCUGCUCUUCCUGACGAUCUACUACGCGUUGUCGGGACUCUACCGGUUGGCUCUGGACGAGGAUCAGAAGAGGGUCUUCGAAAAGGUCGUGGAGUUUUGCCGGAAACACACGUCCUCCAGUCCGUUAUCCUUUGUUUUAGGUUUUUACGUAACGAUAGUAAUGAAUAGAUGGUGGAACCAGUACAUAACGAUACCGUGGCCUGACUCCAUAGCCGUUUUCGUAUCGGCGACGAUUCACGGAAACGACGAGCGGGGUAGGCUCAUGAGACGAACGAUUGUUAGGUACGUCUGCGUGUGCCUUACGCUGGUGCUGGCAAGCGUGUCGCCGCGCGUGAAGAAGCGUUUUCCGACCAUGGAGCACUACGUACCGGCUGGUCUUCUACUGGAAAACGAGCUCUUGAUAUUUCAGAGCCUGAAUAGCAAAUUUCCGAAGCCAAGCAAGCACUGGCUACCGAUAGUCUGGGCCUCGAGUAUCGUCACUCGAGCGCGCAAAGAGGGAAGGAUACGUGACGACUUUGCCGUCAAGACCCUCAUCGACGAGCUCAACAAGUUCCGAGGUUCUUGUGGUGGUCUCGUGCACUACGACACCAUCAGUAUACCUCUGGUCUACACUCAGGUCGUCACGAUAGCCGUUUACACGUAUUUCUUGACUAAUGUCAUAGGCCAGCAGUGGAUACUCGAAGAGCCCAAGACCGUCGAUAUUUACUUUCCCGUAUUUACUACCCUCGAGAUGUUUUUCUACAUGGGAUGGCUCAAGGUCGCCGAGACGCUUAUUAAUCCCUUUGGCGAGGAUGACGACGAUUUCGAAGUCAAUUGGAUCGUCGAUCGCAAUCUCCAGGUAAGCUACCUCAUAGUCGACGAAAUGCAUCACGAGCAUCCUGAGUUGAUUCGCGAUCAGUACUGGGACGAAGUCUUCCCGACUGAGCUGCCGUAUACUGCUGCGUCCGAGCCCUUCAGAGAGGAGCAUCCUGAGCCAUCUACAGCUGGUAUCCAGCUUUCGGCCGCGCAGCAGGAACUGCAACCCUCGUCAGUGCGGAUCGACGAAAUGGAAAAGGAGUACCAACAGAAGUAUAAUGACAUGAACGACGAUGCUAUAUCGGGAAUUCACUUUGUCGCAAGUGGUGGCAAAUUGUCUCGGAGUGGCAGUCGAGUGAGCAAUCGAGACCGGGCGAUAAGUACCGGCUCAACCCCGAGUAACAUAGGAGGCUCUCUCACGAGAAUCAACAGCGUUACCAAUGUACUUAAGCGGAUAUUUAGCAAGGAAGAUAGACCGGACGGUAAUAAUAGCGGUGCUAAGACACCAGGUAGACUUCCAAAUUCUACUUCAUCUGCAUCCUUAAGAGCUCAGCCUGGACCAGGUGGUUCAAUGAGGAUAGGCGUAAUCGAAGAAGUAGACGAGCAAAUGACGAUGACGUCAAUGCGUCCGGAGAACCGUCCACACGUGCAAAGCAUCUUUCCCCAGGGGCCCCCACCAGCUAGUGCACCCGUCGACGUGCCUGGCUCGUCAAUGGCACACAAUGGUGAUAUAUUUUCUACUAGCGCUCCAGUUCCUGCACUCAGUGGAUCGGCCGAUAGCGCUGAUACUACAGCAGGUGCCAAUGCGGCGCGGUAUCGUGGCACAAGAACGCAGAUGUCAGUUCCAGUAGGGCACGGAGGUUUUGAUUCCGCCGGUUUCAGUAGGGAUCCUAAUAGCAGCACACGCAGUUCAUCGAACUGCAGUUUAGACGACGAAUUCAGUAAGCUCAAAAUCGAACGCGAAAAGCAGCGCGUGGAAAAGGCUUUGCAAAAGCUCAGCAGAAGCGUAAGUAAUCGAGCUACUGGUGAGCCCAGUUCACUCGAAGCAAACGAUACUGAGAUACUCUUAAGCGAAUUAGCAAGCUCUUCUAGACGUUACUUACACCCAUCAGAUUGCGACGACAAAGAUCAGCGUCGGGGAGAUGCCCUCUAGACUUAGCUGAAAUCAACAAUUAUUAUAAAUAAUAGAAUAAUUUUUAAGUUCACUACUGUUCCGACGGCCUUGGUCAAAAUUGUUGAUGCUGUAAUUGGUAUUAACACAAAUUCUACAUUUUUGGCUUAACAUAAUUUUUCGCAUUUGACGAACGUAUUUGCAUUCUUUAAAAGUAUAUUUAUUACCAAGGCGACAGCCAAGAGCUACAGUUAGAAGAACACUUAGUAAACAACGCUGAAACUUGAAAACGAUAACAUGCUUUUUGUAGAACUGCGAAAACACUUAGAUUUUGUAACUGCUACAGGUAUUUACUAAAAUUCUGAAUAAGAUAAAAUUACGAUGAAGUGUUUCGUAUUAAUAAAAAUAAUUCAAAUGCGUCCUUCAAUUAAAUGAGUAAUUAAGAAAAAAAAUUUUUUAUUAAUUUUUUAUACAUAGAUAUUUAUUAAGGAAGGUAAAUGAAUUUCUUAGGUUAAAUGUCUACGAAAAAUUUAGUUUCAAAGGCUUAGAAUACGCCAACCAUACGUAAAGGUACUCUCGUGUUUUUUUCUCUACGUCGAUUGAGUUCAGAAACUCGGUAAUAAGAGUGAUAGGAGUGUUAUUAACAUCACAUUUGUUAUUAUUUUGCUGAUUAUGAAGCUAUAUAAUUGGGCUGAAUUACUGUGAAGACGAUGACCUUUUAUAUUGCAUAUGUGUGAGACAAUACCGAAAUAUCUUUUGCGCUUUGUCUUUUAUUUUUACCAAAAUGUACUUAAUGCAAAUGAUGAAAUGUAAAAAGGUAUAUUUUCUAUUUUUAAAAUGAAAAAUAUUUUGUACUGGCCUGUUUUUAUCUGGCAAAAAGGUGGCAAAGAGUGGAAGCAUGUAAAUAUCGAUCGACCUUAAAAACCGAUUCUAACUGCGUUACAUUCCCUAAUUGUCUACUGCUUUCAUAAAGCCCUUUUUAAUAUGUGUAAUACAAGACAUAUUAAUAAAGUAUUACUUUUUAUAUAUGCAUGACUGAUAACGAGGAAGAAUUUCUAUGUAAAAACAUUUGAUGUUAAAUUUAUGAUGCAAAAAAUUAAAAAUUACGUUUAUUAAGACCAGAAGUAUAGUCUUCCAUUUUCAAAAAUCAAAAUGAUAUAAAUUCAAAAACAAAAUUAAACAAUAAAAAUACGUUUUAUAUCUGGUUCAAUAUUUGCAUCCAAACAACGUUUUCUGCUUCUUAUACAGUUUUUCGGAUUAGAAAAUAAAUGCCGGUAUUGUUCAAUCUUAUUGUUGAUAGAUUAAAUAUUUUAAACCUUAAUUAAGUGGAUUGAUUUAAAAAUUAUUAAAUUUGAACUAUUUUUGAAUUAAUAUUUUUAUCGAGAAGAGCAGAGAAUUUUAAUAAAAUAUUAUUCAUCGUCAAACAGAUGAAUCUUUUAUGCAACAAAAUAAAAAAAAUGUUGCAUUAGUCCGUUAUUCACGAGUUACAAAUUCUCUAAUUUGUUUCAUAAUCCAAUUUUCUAUUAGACAUAUAUUGUUGUAUUUAUACAUAUAGAAUUAUUUGUAGAUAUCUUUCACGCGGACAAUAAGGAUCGUGUGUAUUUAUAAAGCGACCACACAUCGAUCACGUAUACUGUAAAAGCAUUCAUCUUUCGAGUACUUGAUCCUUAGUUGCUUUGCCAAUCAAAUCUCGUAUUGGUUAUUUCUCUAAACGCAAAAUUUUUAAAAGUGCCAUGCUAAGAGUUGCGUAGAUACAAUGAAGGCGACUGAUUAAGGAUCGAGGCUCAUUUCUCAUAUUGAUACAACGUCAAUAGCUUGAUUUAGUAAUAAGUAGUGAAUUUCUAGGUGCUUACAAUGAAUGCCUUACUUAGUUUAAGUUAAAACUUUCAGAGAUUCAAUAUAUAUUCCGAUUUUUAUUGAAUUGUAAUCGAUUAGCAACAUGCAUAUUCAGAACUUCCACGAUUACAAAAUAAAAUCGACAUUGCAACGCAAUAACCGAAAGUAAAAAAUCAAUCGUUUAAUAUAAAAGUAUUAAAAAAUGUUUCUAAACGUCAUUUUUUAUAAUGCGUGCUUGAUCGAUUUGCGUUUACAGCAUAAUAAUAAUAAUAAUGAUAAUGUAUGAUCACCGAGACAUGCGGCAGUGCUUCAGUUCGAUACAAUUUUCUAAUUGCUUUUAUUCUACAUGCUCGUUCGAUAGACUGUGUAAAAGCAUCGAAAAUAAAUUCUUCUGAAUACAAAUUAAUGUGUUAUUCAAGUGUUGCAAGCGCAAGGUUUAUUUUAAAAAAUUUUCAACACCCAUUAAGAUGAGUGCAUUAUACGCAAGUGCACUCGAAAGUGCCUAAAAAUAGUUGAACAACGAAAAUAAAAUUGUUUAUGAAGAUAUUUUUCCGAAAGAGUUUGUAGAAUAAAGGUCUUCGACUUUCUCAACUCACGAAGGCACACGCACACAUUCCUACACACUUAUGUGAUUUAAGUCUUAAGAAGAAAACUACACCGAAGCUUUAUAUAUCAUGAGUUUGAACACUUGCAAAAGUUGUUGGUUUUUUCGAAUUGCUGUUUAAACAGCAAUCGUUUAAGAAAGUAUUGCAUUACACAAAAGCGCCUAAUGUACAAUGAACGAGAGGAAUAAUGUUAAUGCGAGCUCUCUCUUUCAAUUAUGCAGUAUUAUCAUUAAACUGAUAUUAUCAAUAAAUAUUUACCGUUUUUAUCUGUUA
Messenger RNA from Nasonia vitripennis (jewel wasp), 5120 nucleotides. Its product is annotated as bestrophin-4. Gene Ontology annotation, molecular function: chloride channel activity. The record is from RefSeq and is a predicted model, not a curated record. NCBI's taxonomy places the organism in Eukaryota, Metazoa, Arthropoda, Insecta, Hymenoptera, Pteromalidae. Bases 391 to 2448 code for a protein of 685 amino acids. The transcript has 8 exons.